Molecule: messenger RNA, 2393 nt
Organism: Cercospora beticola
Lineage: Eukaryota; Fungi; Ascomycota; Dothideomycetes; Mycosphaerellales; Mycosphaerellaceae
Source: RefSeq, a predicted model, not a curated record
UCCAGCACAAGGAUGGACGUUGCCCCGCCUCCUCAGACCGCGACGCGCAAAAUUUGCAUCUCAAUUCUUCCCGCCGCAUCAACACCGCGCUGCCGCAACAGCAACCUGGCGAUCGAGCUACGACCUCAACGAGCUCCUAUCGCAUCUCUGGGCCAUGUCCUCACUGAGCAGAGAAAGCUUUCGAGAUUUGCGAGCUCAGCAGAAAGCACGCGCACAAGGCCGAUUGGCAUCUCGCCUUCCUGUUGUGAGAGUCCAGGGCUCGCCUCGGCCACUGCGCCAAUUCAGGAUGACAUGCGCCUUGAUGCCGUCGCCACCACUGGUAUGCCAGUGAUGCGGAAUGCACUCAGCCACCUGGACUACAACCUCGCUCAUGAGUUGGACAUUCGCGCCAUGCAGAGCAAUCCGCCCAUUUCUCUCCACAUCCGGCAAAUUGCGACGUCCAGGAAGAGCUUUUUCCGCCUACCUCCGCUGAUCGACACCUCGCAACAACCAAUCCUGCAAAUCUGCCUACGAGCAUGGGCCGCCCCACGAUGCAGUGCCGCUCGAGCUGCUCAUGGUGUUGCCAUCGCCCAAGACAGCUUAGAUGAGGAAGAAGACGAACAAGACGAGCAGGCUCAGUAGAUGGCGCAGGCUGAUGUGUGGGCGACCGAAGACCAUUGAUGCACACUUUGCGAAGGCUGCCUGUGUGGAGAGCGACACGGCAUUUGUUGAAGUGAUGUGCACCAGGAGGCGCAUCUUGACACACGUUGGCCGAAUUGAUGAGACCUCCGCCGAGAUAAGAAGGACCAGCCGCUGUGCUCGCUGCGUACACAUGGGCUAGAUGGCAAGAACGGCAAAGAAUUGAAGUGCAUGCUGUUCACGAGGUGUGUCGAGUCGCCACCAUCCUUACGUUGCUUCAAGCACGUUACGUACGCCUAUGUUAGGCCUACGCUUCUGGUGAAGCUCAGUUCAUCACAUCGCUUUCCAGAAGACAUACUUACCUACAGCCAAGAGUGCCGAUUCGUAUCUUCAACACAGCCCCGGCGUUGCUGUCGAGCAGCCUUUCCUCUCGUUCCCCCAUAUCGCAUCGCAGUCUGGUUGUCGCCCUCAACUCCCACACCCUCUCGAGCCAGGCCUCUCUCCGUCGCUAUCGAGUCCGACAACGAUGACUACGAGCAGCCAGGAGGCGGUGGUUCAGCAGUUCCUACACGCAGCUCGGCAGCCCACAAUUCAACUGCCGUCGAGAAGCUUUGGACCGAGGUCUCUGGCGGGGUGAACAGAUCUGACAAUGACGAGCUCGAUGUUCUUGGGGGUUGGUAGUCAACGCCUUGAGAUAGGGACGAGCUCAAUAUUAGCGGCGAGGUGCACGAUAAGAGGGGGAAGAGGGAAGAGAAGAAACAGAGAGGGGAAAGAGGGAGGAGAAAGAACAGAGAGGAGGAAGAAAGUGGGGGGAAAGAACAAAGAGGAUGAGGAGGAAGAAGGAUGGAAAGGAAGAGGAGGGAGGAGGAGGUAGCGGGAGGAGAAGGAAGAGGAAGGCGGAUGAGGCCAACGCUGCCAGCGACGAAACAAUAGACGUGGCGUAAAGUCGCGUCGCUUCAUGUCUUCGAGAAGUAAGUCGCUCUUCGCAUCGCCGGCUACGUCAAACCCAGACGGGUGACUUUCUGGGCCUGGACGCUUCAAAGGAGCGCCUGAGGCCGCUGCUAAGCUGGUGCUCUGAUGCUAGCGCAGUGUCUGGCGGCUCGCUUGAGCGCUGGUUGAAUCACCAUCGACCCUAUCGUGCGGCGACGGCUACUUCUCGUCCGUGUUGGCUGAGCCUCGGGUAUACACUCCAUUGGGCCUGUCCUUAUCGGGAAAGAUCAAGGGCAACUGGCUAGUGUACGCCUUCGUACAAGCCUCGAUUCGGUUCCUCCAAAUGCGACAAGGAUAGGUACUGAGCAUCAUCAUUAUCGUUCAAGAUAGAGGUCUUACGAAUGAUGCACUUGAAAUCAUCAAUACUACAGGCGAUGGCCAUUGCCGGUGUACAAUUCAUGAACAGUAUCAGGGAGGUUGACUUCUGAAAGUCAUAGUAGUGCUUGUCCUUGUCAUGCGCUCUCGCCGAUUGGACGAAAGCCGGCAUGCUUCAGUACAUGAUCCUUUGUCGUCUUGGAUGCUGUUGCAGUGGCACCGAACCAAACCGCAUCGUUGCGCAUGGUAUUACGGCCAGAAAGAUGUAUCAAAAGGCAGCGUGGCCAGCAGGAGUCAGCUCAAAAAUCUGUCUGCCAUAUAAUUUCGUUCGCUUGGCAGAUAUACACGGCACAAUAUUUGAAUUAGGAUGUUCUAACGCCAGAACCGAAUCUGAAGAAGCAGCAGAGGAUAUCGUGCCCCCAAUGGCAUCGGUACGCGUUCUCGAAAUUCCAAGAAGCAUAUCUCAAGAG